CGCCUCCCCCGCCCUACACGACCACGAUGAGCACAACGACAGUGACGACGACCAUACAGCGGCCCAUGCGCGGCUCCCGCGUCGCCUCCUUCUACCCCGUCAAGUCCCUUCCGUCCCUCGCCUCUCUCGAAUCCGCAUUCCAGAUCCAGGAGUACAUAUCCCUUCUCAUCCGACACGACGUACACGACGUCGACAGGAUCGUCGCUCUCCCCGAACGGCACAAUGCCGAUGAGAAGACGAUAAUAGACGCGGACGAGGCCAAAGGCGACGACAAGGAUGGCGACAGAAAGAGCGAGAUGGCCGUCGACCGCGCGUGCUGGAUAUACGAACAUCUCCGCCGGCUCGCACAGGACCUCACCCACCCGCUCAUUACCAUGCUCCAGCAGGAGUGCACCCGGGUGUCGUGCCGCGAGAUGAAGGCGGGCGAAUGGCUCUAUUUGUGCGUUGCCCACGGUAAUGACGGCGCUAUGGAGCAAUGUUGCGCGAUCGACUAUAUCCUCCAUACCCUCGACAGCGCGACGGCACUCCUCAACUCUCCGCGUGCGUUCCCAUCUCGUCUCUCUAUCCCGCAAACCUCGUACCGCCACUUCUCCUCCCUCGCGCGGCGCCUCGGCCGCAUCUUCGCGCACGCCUACUUCCACCAUCGCGAGGCCUUCGAGCAGGCCGAAGCCGAGUCCUCGCUCUACGCCCGCUUCCUCAAACUCACCUCUCAAUUCGACCUCGUCCCCGCCGAGUUCCUCGUCAUCCCCGAGCAUGCCGUCUCCCCCGACGCACACGGUAAGGACGGGGAAGGCGUCGAGCCGCCGAAGCUCGCGAGUGCGGCUGUGUCGCAUGAGGCGGGCGACCAUCAAACUUCAGAGGCGCAGGGCGGGGCGGAGGGGCGGGGAGAGCACCCCGCGAGCGUACUCGCGCCCAAGAGCCCCGCGUCAGGGUACGACAAGGUCGGGACGGACAGCCCGCGCCGGAUGGGGCGCAGUCGCACGGACACGAUGAUCUUCAGCGAGGGCUACGCGGUCGCGGAGGAGCUCGCCAAGGGCUCGGCGAGCCCCGCCUCCUCGGGUGGCAGCACGUUGCUCGACCAGUCGCCCUCUCAAACUCAAGCUCCUGCUGUGUCGCUGCCGCAUUCGCAUGCGAGUGCGGCAGGAACGAUAAGGGGGCAUCUUCCGCAGAUGGAGGACGGCUCGUGGCGCGAUGCGGGUGCGCCGGAGGAUAUCAGCGCGUUGGAUGUGCCUGGGGAUGCAGACGAGUAUGGCGACGAUAUGGAUGAUGACGAUGAUGAGGACGGAGAGGGCGAGGUUGAGGGUCAUGUUGACGAGGUCGAUGAGAUCGUCGAGGCCGCGGGCGCUGGAACGAGCUCCCCGCCGCUGGAGGAGCUGCCGGCGAUGACGCUCGCGGGUAUAGGUGCGGAGGCGGUGGCGGAGGCGGAGGCGAGUGCGGAUGCGGGCGCAGAGGCUGAGGAGAAGGCCGAGGAAGAAGAAGAAGCACCAUCAGCAGAACAUUCGACAGACUCGUCAGCUGCUGCGCCGGCAGACGCUGAGGAUGCCAGCGCCGAAGGACCUACAAUCAUCACCGAAGCGCCACUAGCCGAGAUAGAACCUGCUCCGGACGCGUCAGCCGCGCCGGAAACCGCACCGGCUGACGAGGCUCCAGCGCCGACUACUCCCCCCGCCAAAGACGAGCUGGAGGUCCCGAUGGAAGAAGGCGAUAUCGCGCCGAGUCCCGCGAAGGAAAAGGCGCAUACCGAGGCGCUCGACGAGGCAGCGGCGGGCGCACACGCUGCGGAUCAUCCGCCGGAGAGCGACAUUACGGACGAGGGGGUACAUGCGCAUGAUGAGUCGGAGGAGCGUAAGGGCGCGGGCGAUGCGGAAGCGGAGGAGAAGGAGAAGGAAAGCUGAGCUUGCCAGUGCUAAUGCGGUUUCGGCUUCGCAAGCGCAGGAUACGUUGCUUUCUUCAUUUGUUUUUUGAGCUCGAGCUCGAGCUUGGGCUUGCGUUUGACAGAUUUGUUACUGCUCGAUGCAGGCGUACAUAGGAAUUUAGUUAUUCA
Coniophora puteana RWD-64-598 SS2 is the source of this 2044-nucleotide messenger RNA. Its product is annotated as Mob1 phocein. Bases 27 to 1895 code for a protein of 622 amino acids. Lineage: Eukaryota; Fungi; Basidiomycota; Agaricomycetes; Boletales; Coniophoraceae. The transcript has 4 exons. Gene Ontology annotation, cellular component: cytoplasm. The record is from RefSeq and is a predicted model, not a curated record.